CAUUACGCAACGCUACAUUUGCAUACAGCGCGCCAAAUAGCAGCGUGCUUUCCUUCCUGCGGAUCGCUUCGUGUACCGUCAACCCGUUGGUAAGCCGUUAAAACCCGUUAAUUAAUACACAAGCAUGCAUAUCUACUUCUGUGGGAGUAUCCGAGGCGGGCGACAGGACGUGGACAUCUAUCAGAAGAUCGUCCGCAAGUUAAAGACGUUUGGAGAAGUGCUCACGGAACACGUGAGCCACAGUGAGCUGUCAGAGAAAGG
Molecule: messenger RNA, 261 nt
Organism: Gadus morhua (Atlantic cod)
Lineage: Eukaryota; Metazoa; Chordata; Actinopteri; Gadiformes; Gadidae
Gene: dnph1
Product: 2'-deoxynucleoside 5'-phosphate N-hydrolase 1
Biological process (GO): deoxyribonucleoside monophosphate catabolic process
Cellular component (GO): nucleus
Molecular function (GO): 5-hydroxymethyl-dUMP N-hydrolase activity
Source: RefSeq, a predicted model, not a curated record